Molecule: messenger RNA, 1062 nt
Organism: Eurytemora carolleeae
Lineage: Eukaryota; Metazoa; Arthropoda; Copepoda; Calanoida; Temoridae
Product: alpha-tocopherol transfer protein
Exons: 12
Coding region: 103-1011 (302 amino acids)
Cellular component (GO): membrane
Molecular function (GO): phosphatidylinositol bisphosphate binding
Source: RefSeq, a predicted model, not a curated record
AUACACAGAUAAAAGUGGCAGUUUUAAAUUACGAUCACUCACUGUAUCAUCUUUGAAAGGUACCCCAGAUUGUCUAUUGAAGUUCAGCGUUAGAUUGAUAAAAUGGAGAAGCGUUAUUUCACAGAAGUUUUUAAAGAUCCAUUUAACUUUGAUCUAACAGCAGAGUUGGAUGAAAUAUGGAAAACAAUGGCUGCUGAAAUACUUGAUGAAAAUCCUGUAGAAAGAGAGAAAAGAAUUGCUGAGUAUUUUAAAGCUGUCCAAGAAGAUCUGGAGGUUGCCAAGUGGAGAGCACAAGAUGAACAGUUUAGAUUUGAAGAGAGAAGAUACUUAGUUCAGUACCUUAGAGCUGGUCUUUGGGAUAUACAAGCAGCAUUACAUGUACUCAGACAGUAUCUUGCCUCUUGCCAACUCUACCCAAAUAUAGCUAAAGUAUCUGUUCCAACACUGUUGGAAAAAGUAUGGAGUAGGAAGCUGAUUGCUGCAACAGAAUAUAGAGAUUAUUAUGGUAGAAGAAUAUAUUUUUUUAGACCAGGAGUUUGGAACCCUGACGAGAUUCCUGUAAAUGAACUGUUUGCUGCGUCCUAUAUUAUGUUUGAAAUGCUGGCUCAAGAGGAGAAAACCCAAAUUGCCGGAAUAACAAUGGUGUGUGAUCUAACUGGGUUCGGAUUCAAACAGCUUAGAAAUCUUGGAAUGGAACAGGUUCGGUGCAUGACCUCCUUCAUGUCUGGUGCUUUCCCUGUCUGGUUACGAAAGAUUCAUGUUUGCAACAAUCCUCGACUAUUCGGAGUUCUCUACAGUAUGAUGACUCCAUUACUAGACGACAGGGUUAAAGGAAAUAUAAUUUUCCAUGGGUCUAAUUUUACAUUGCUACAAGAACAGAUUCCUAGUUUCCUUCUCCCGAAGAGUUUAGGGGGUGGUGGAGAACUAGAUGAUGAAGCAAGUGUUAGGAUAUUGAAGGAGAAGAAUGCUUAUUAUGAAGAAAUAAAGGAUUAUACUAUGAAGCAUACUUAACAAUAAGAUUGUUAAUCCAAAAUAAUCUAAUAAAUAAAUUAAGUUAAUUUA